AUGCCACAACAAGUGGAGAUCGACAUUGGGGCCGGCGGCGGCGCCGGAGGGUCGGGGACGGGACGGGACGGGACGGGGCCGUCUGCACCGGGCGACGCGCUAGCGGCGUCGGCGUCGGGUGGGGCGGGGGCGUCGGCCAGCCGGUGGCGCCCGGGCGGGCGGCGUGCGCGGCGCCGCGUGCGCGUCGCGCCGUCGCGCGGGCGCAGCGCCGCCCGCCGACUCGCUCGCUCGCCCGCCCGCCCGCGGUGCGGCGCCGCCGCCGUGCGCCCGGCACGCGUGCCGCCGCGACUUGCGCACGCUGGCUCGCGCCCGUUUGAAACGGCGCGCCGGCUGGACACGGCCGUGCUGUCCACGCACGCUCGCCCCGCAACCACUUGUCAAUUCAUUCCCACAAAUCCCACAAGACAAAUGGUAGCAGAACGCAGGUCGCACUACUCUGCCAAGUCGGGGCGAGCCGCUCUGGUCCCACCGCUCGCCGGCAGGGCCGUCCGCUGGUCGGGCGUUAUUGACGAUUCCCAAACCCGUUCCCGGAAGGCGCGAUGUCGGCAGCCCAAAUUGGAGGGUUGGCGACCCUUGGUGGCGCCGCACGCCCGCCGCUGGCGCUCUCUGGUGCGCGAUUGGCGCGGGGCGAAUUAA
Molecule: messenger RNA, 636 nt
Organism: Gryllus bimaculatus (two-spotted cricket)
Lineage: Eukaryota; Metazoa; Arthropoda; Insecta; Orthoptera; Gryllidae
Source: the annotation of a GenBank genome assembly